AUGAAACUUGUCACAAAUUUUAAUCAUCAAAAUAUUAUUAAAUAUUUUGAUUUCGAAUAUGAACAAGGAAAUGCUUAUCUCACAAUGAAAUAUAUUACUGGUGGAAAUCAGAUUUUAAUUGAUGUUGCUCGAGGAAUGAUCUAUCUAAAUGAUCGUAAUAUUGUUCAAGGUGAUUUAAAAAGUCAUAAUAUUUUAUUACGAAAUGAAAAUCAUCUAGAUAGUUAUGGUUGCAUUAUUCUUGAAACUACAACUGGUCGUGAACGUUGGAUCGAUCAAUUUAAUGAUGAUGCCAUACUUUUUCGAGCCCUUCAACGUAAAGAAAAUGUAUCUGUCUUUGCACGAAUUUGUGCUAAUGAAUUCGGUCCAUCUCAUAUUUGUAAACUACUUAUUCAAUGUUGUGCUUGGUCAAAACCUAAUCGUCCAUGA
Rotaria sp. Silwood2 is the source of this 426-nucleotide messenger RNA. NCBI's taxonomy places the organism in Eukaryota, Metazoa, Rotifera, Eurotatoria, Philodinida, Philodinidae. The record is from the annotation of a GenBank genome assembly.